This is a messenger RNA of Megalops cyprinoides (Indo-Pacific tarpon), 2208 nucleotides long. RefSeq names its product ssu-2 homolog, tandem duplicate 1 (gene ssuh2.1). Gene Ontology annotation, molecular function: heat shock protein binding. The coding region runs from base 189 to 1301 and encodes 370 amino acids. The transcript has 12 exons. The record is from RefSeq and is a predicted model, not a curated record. Lineage: Eukaryota; Metazoa; Chordata; Actinopteri; Elopiformes; Megalopidae.
AACGUCUACACGGCUUAAACAAAGCAAAGGGUCUCUUAACGGGCGUGGCUUGCAUGCCUUGUGAUCUGCUACAUUCGUUACCAUUUUAGAGGACGGGUUCAGGCAGAAAGCUAAAAACUUUCUGCUGGAGUUCUUGCGUUCCAAAAGAGAAGGGGGUGUCAGCUUAGACGUCACUUUGUGACAAGACCAUGGACGGAAAAUAUGAAGAUCUUGCAGGUGACUCUGAUCAAGAUUUCCCUGAGGAGGGACCAUCAGCGCCUCCUCCUGGCUGGUUAGACAAUGUUACAGGAUAUGAGGGAAUGUUCCCAGACCAGGAUUGUACAGACAUGCUAUACCCUCCUCCUAAGGAUCAUGUGUCUGUACCAGAGAAUGACAGAGGUUCAGCAGUCCCUGAUGUCAGGGUGCCUGUGGUGACCGAAGAUAUAGCCAGGGAAGCGUUGCUGCAGUUUGUGGGGAAGAAGUGGACUUACAGCAGUAAGCCAGCCCGUAAUAUGGUGUUUAAGGACCUGAGGCCUUUCACUGUGUACCGUUACCGCUUGGAAACAUUCACAGAGUCGAGAUCAAGCACCUGGAAGUUCGAACCAUACACUGAUCAGUUUGUGGAUGGACCCCAGUAUGGGAUGAGCCCUCCUCCUUGGGACGUGAUGGUGCAGCCCCCUCACCUGUUUGUUGAUUCCACUCUGGAUGUACGUGUGCCACAUUCAUCCUUCAUCAAGAUGUGUCACAAGUGUCAGGGCAGGGGCAGGGUGCAAUGCAAGCGUUGCCACGGCAAAAGGAAGGUUUUGUGUACAUUUUGUCGUGGUAAUGGCCGUGCUAGGAAAAAAAGGUGCAGUCAUUGUCAUGGCACAGGAAGAAAAAGAUGCAUCCACUGUCACGGAAAAGGUUCUCAAGUAUGUUCCUCGUGCAAAGGGCACCAGAACCUGAUGCACUUCAUACAGCUGACCAUCAAACGGAAGAACCACACAUUUGAGUUUAUCCCAGAUCGAUUACCCGAAUUCCCAGUGAAGAAGUUUGAAAAGGUGUCUGGGGAUCCAUUUUUCGUGGAUGAAAGUGUGCUGGUCUAUCCUAUUGUGGGUUUCCCUGACCAAGAGAUCUGUGAAAUGUCCAGGAAGAUGUGUGAGGAGCACCUCAGCAGGUUCUCCGCCAUAAGCCGUAUCUUUCAGCAGCGUCAAACCAUUGAACUGGUCCCUCUUACUCAUGCCUUCUACAGCUACAAUGGGAAAGACUACAAUUACUUUGUCUACGGAAUCGAAAACAAAGUUUAUUCCCCAAAAUAUCCAUCCAGUUGCUGUAUUUUGUAGUCAGUUGGAGGCAUAAAGUUGAGAAUACAUCAGACUCUAAUGCAGAUUUUAUUGUUAUCCUAGUUAUGUUAGAGAAAACUGUAUUUGUUAACACAUUUAAUAAAGAAGAGUCUAUGUCUGAUUGGUUAGAUUUGAUAACCAAUACCAUUUAUGACUUCCCCAGCCUUUUUGAGCUCUGCAUUUACAAGUGGCCUUAUUUUGAGGAUGGUACUUUAUACACUUACUGUAUAAUUCCUCUUUAAAUCAGAGGGAAGCAUGUACAGAUGUGCAUUCCUCCAAGUUUCACUUGCAUUCAGACUGGCAACUUUCACAUAACCUCUGCUCAGCAUUCAUAGGAGACUUAUGAAGAAGACAUUGACACCUUAAAUGGUAUAUUUAUACAUUAACGGCUGGUAUAUAAAGGUCAUGUUUGUCUACACUGAUGCUUUACCCCACUAUUGCACUUAGUGGGGUAAAGUGGGCUGGGGGUGGAAGUCAUUGCUUGGCAUCAAGGCUGAAGUGCAGUCACAGGUGUCAGUUGUGAUCUGUCUGAAAGAUCACUUCCAUUAUAAUGAAGACCUCUCACAUCCUAUUCAAAUUAGGAUAGCCUUAACCAGGCUAAAUACACGCACAAGACCAUCCUAGAAGUAAGCCAAAGGGUGGAGGGUGUGUUGGGUUUAAGUUAUGUUAGUCAGCUCAUAUUAAUAGCCUGUAAACUGGAAAGCUUUUUUAAUCUCAAUGGUCAACUGUCCCUCAGUGAUGGCCCAUUGUGUUGGCUGGUUUACCCUCCCUGGAGCAGACUGAGGUGUUCUCAGAUGUGCACUUGGUCUACUUUGGGUCCACCUCAUUGCGCUGGUCUUGGGGUUACCGCCACAACCUGAAGAUGAGUGGGCCUCUAGCAGGGAAAAAAAUCCAAGGACUCUUCAGU